CCAAACCUCUUCAAUCCCACAAGUCUCAUCAAGACGCACCAUUCAUUGAUGCAAGGCUACAUGCAGAAGCAGGAAGGCAGGCACAUAUGUACAUCGACCGACCAGUCCGUCACUCAGCCACAGACACGCCUUGGACACGAACACCCAGAGAAAGUCGAGUCGUCAGAGAAAAACUCCGGCAACCGAAACCCAGACCACCCACCCUCACCAUCCACUUCCAGAGCACACGAAGGAAGAGGCUAUCAUCCAACCAGGCAGGACAGCCCCGGUUGCACACCCACACCCACCCUAUAGGAUGAAAACGACGCAAUAUCUACAAAACCAUAGGUGUCGAUCGACUGUCGACAGGCGAAUACGAUACACACAUGGACGAAUCGCAUCUGUGGGACCUUGUUCAUUCAUUCGUUCUUCGUGUGGUGUGAGUGCCUUGGAUUGGUGGAGCUCAAUCAUGAGCAAUACUCACUGAUCGCUGAUACUCACUGAUUCAUGAUCACCACUUGCAGCCAUCCAUCCAUUCAAUCACCCAGCACCCACCCAUCGACAUCACUCACUCACUCACUCACUCAAAACAAGCAACAAGCAAUGGUGUGUCUCACCUAUAGCUAACAGUCCUAUCGAACUCAUCUACACACCCCGAAGUGACGAUUUCGAUUUCAUUUUCGUCACCAACAGGUUCGGUUCGUCAUCAAACUGUGCAGGUAGUCACAGAUCUGCUGCUGCCGCCUGACAGCCAGAAGGAUAGAGAGAUACCAGAGGCCGGCCAGUACGAUCAUGAUGGUGGCUGUGGCGAGGCAGCGGCGGGCCCACUUCUGCCUCUGCGACCCCUUCUUAGCGUCCAGGUUGAGGCAGAAAGCCAAGCAGCCAAUGAUGGGGAAGAAUAUCGCCAACACGCACGACACCUGAUGUACAAGAUCGCCAACACACACACACACAACACGCCUUGCAAGUUGGGUGGGGGGUUGCGUCGUUGCUGCCUGCCUGCCUGCCUGCCCGUCCAUCGGUCCAUCGAUCUCACCUUCGCGCAGAGCGUCCACGACUUGUCAUCUUCGUCUUGUUGUUGCGGCUCCGGCACCACCACCUCCGGCACGGUGAUCACAUGUGCAAUGGAGGGCGCGCCGUACGCCGGCGGAGUAGCGCUGUCCGCGGAUAUCGAUGGCCACUCGCAGCUGCCGGGCUGAGACUGAGGCGGGGCGAGAGAAGGCUGGUCAACCGAGGGAUAGGCCGGCAUGAUUGAGGUGGCUGACAUUGGCUGCUCUGCUGCAGUGCAAGGUUUGUCUGCAAGGUCGAGAGGCGUUGGAUGUCAGUGAUGCACCAAGGCAGAGGAACGAAGAUCUGCUUGGUCGAAUGGCGAUGUCCGUCUAGUGUGCGACACAAGGGCGAGGAGACCGGGGACGGAGAGAUAAGCGAGCAG
Vitrella brassicaformis is the source of this 1411-nucleotide messenger RNA. Lineage: Eukaryota; Vitrellaceae. The record is from the annotation of a GenBank genome assembly.